UGGUGGCCGAAGCAGCAUGGCGCCGUCACUUCUCGCAACAGCAGGAGGGCUACUGUUACUUUUUGCCUUCUCAUCAGCACAAAGAGGGGACAACAUUGCAUCAUGCACCCAGAAUGAUGGCUUUGGAAUGUACUGCCCUACUACGUGUGGAGUGGCUGAUUACCUGCAUAGGUAUUUGCCAGGAGUGACCAAAGAUUUGGACGGUUUCCUAGCUGAACUAGAAACAAUUUCCAAUUUGACCCAGGGGACGGAAGAAAACAUUGUCUACAUGAAAGACACUGUUACUUCAGCUCAAAAGACCAGCCCGUCAGACUCAUCCUACAAAAGGUCAUCCAGCAUGCUGGAUGAUGUUUAUCGAUUUGAAAAGACUAUCAUUGCACAGGAAUCACAAAUACGUGAACUGCAGGAGAUAAUUUCAGCCAAUGACAGGAGCAUUACAAGCUUGAAACAACUAGCCAUGCAACUGCAGCAGAAAUGCAGUGAGCCUUGCAAAGACACGGUUGAAAUCCAACCCACUACAGGAACAGACUGCCAGGAUAUUGCAAACAAAGGCGCCACCACCAGCGGUCUUUACUUUGUGAAGCCAGCAAAAGCUACUGAGCAGUUCCUGGUCUAUUGUGAGAUUGACAACUUUGGACGUGGCUUCACAGUAAUACAGAGGAGACGUGAUGGAAGUGUGGACUUCCAUAAGGACUGGACCCAGUACAAGCAGGGCUUUGGUUAUCUCUCCCCAGAUGACACUACAGAGUUCUGGCUCGGCAAUGAGAAGAUCCACCUGCUAACUCUCAGUACAACCUUUCCAACUGUGCUGAGGAUUGAACUUGUUGACUGGGAAGGCAACAAAAGGUAUGCAGACUACACCAGGUUUAGAGUGGGACCAGAGGCUGACAAGUACCGUCUGACCUAUGCUUACUACUUUGGCGGUGAUGCUGGUGAUGCUUUCGACGGCGUUGACUUUGGAGAUGACCCCAGUGACAAGUUCUACACAUCACACAAUGGCAUGCACUUCAGUACCCAUGACCAAGACAAUGACAAGUAUGACGGCAACUGUGCUCAGCAGGACCGUUCUGGGUGGUGGAUGAACAGAUGUCAUGCUGCACAUUUGAAUGGCAGAUACUACCGAGGUGGCAGAUACACAGCAAAGGAUGCAGGUGAACAUGGUUACGACAAUGGCAUCAUUUGGGCCACAUGGCACGACCGCUGGUACUCCCUAAAAGAGACCACCAUGAAGAUCAUUCCCCUCAGUCGCAUCACGGCAGAAGAUGGACAGCAGACUGGUGUCAAACAGUUUGCCGGACUUGGAGAUGUAUAAAAAGUGGACACACGUGUUUGUGGGCUACACUUAUCGUGUUCAGCACAACAGCCUUGAAACCACCAUAGAUCAAAUAAAACACCAUCGUUGAAACUUU
This is a messenger RNA of Monopterus albus (swamp eel), 1409 nucleotides long. It is a transcript of the gene fgg, whose product is annotated as fibrinogen gamma chain. The record is from RefSeq and is a predicted model, not a curated record. Gene Ontology annotation, cellular component: fibrinogen complex. The coding region runs from base 17 to 1312 and encodes 431 amino acids. The transcript is spliced from 9 exons. NCBI's taxonomy places the organism in Eukaryota, Metazoa, Chordata, Actinopteri, Synbranchiformes, Synbranchidae. Gene Ontology annotation, biological process: blood coagulation, common pathway; platelet aggregation; platelet activation. Gene Ontology annotation, molecular function: extracellular matrix structural constituent; signaling receptor binding; protein-macromolecule adaptor activity.